This is a messenger RNA of Lobosporangium transversale, 1064 nucleotides long. RefSeq lists its product as hypothetical. The record is from RefSeq and is a predicted model, not a curated record. Lineage: Eukaryota; Fungi; Mortierellomycota; Mortierellomycetes; Mortierellales; Mortierellaceae. The coding region runs from base 54 to 1064 and encodes 336 amino acids. The transcript has a single exon.
UUUUUUUUUACUACACUCCACUCUCUUUGACAAUCAUACAAUCAUAUCCAAUCAUGGGCACUUUAAUCACCUUCAUCAGCCAACACAUCUCUCUCAGUCCAAGUGCAAGAGACCGUGAACGCGACGAUUACUUUGGUCAUCAAUUCCAAAACCAAAAGCGUCCGCAGCAACAACAACAGCAAAGCCAACUCUCUUCAUGUUUCCACCAGCGUGAACGUGCCCUUCAGCAGUUCCCUUGUGAAGAAAAGCAUUCGUUCAAUCCUCAUUAUCAACACAAUCUCUCCACAUCUCCCUCCUACUCUAUUCCUCCUUCCCUCAGCUCCUCUCCCUCAAACUCCUCCCCCUCAUCUGCCUACACUAGCAGCUCACAUUCCUCCCUCUCCAGAGCAACCGGCUUCCGAUCUCUUCCCCAAGACUCUCAUAUGCACCAGUACAACUACAAUACCUACAGUGGUAACAACAAGCAUGACUACAGCUACCAUCGUCGCUACAACCGUCGUCAGGCCUUGAAAUGUUAUACCUCUCAACAACAAGAGUCCUAUGUGGUGGAUGAUUGGAUGUUCGGGAUCGCAGAGGAUGAUGAGUAUCACAAUUCCAUGAGCACAAACAUGAUGCGUGCCAGUCCUCAAGAGUCCCCCAUCUCCCCCCCUCUCUCUACCUCGACCGUCUCCCUAAAGUCCUCAUUCUCGCGCAAGAACCGUACUCAACGCGGCAGUGUCCUGAGCAUGUUCUCCACUGCAUCAAGGUCGACCGUUACCUUCUCACCCGCUGUUGUUGAACACAUUGUGAGGACAACGGAUCAUCCCAAGACCUCCAUCGGGUUAUUGCCCACCAUCUCAGAGUCGACCUUAUCUUCAAGCUCUGCCUCUGUAUCCUCUUCUCCCUCCUCCACUUCUCCUUCUUCUUCCAAGAAGUUGUCUGCCAAACAGUCGUUGAUGCGUAUUGCACACUGCUCCAAAUCCGAGGAUGGAUGGUGUACCCAGAAGGCAGGACAGUAUACCCAACGUUACGCUAGCACACCCCGCAGCAUGUCGAUCGAUGGCCGCCGUAGCCGUCGAAUGUAA